This is a messenger RNA of Linum trigynum, 2574 nucleotides long. Lineage: Eukaryota; Viridiplantae; Streptophyta; Magnoliopsida; Malpighiales; Linaceae. The record is from the annotation of a GenBank genome assembly.
AACACAACAUUGAGUAUAUGUUUUUUUUAUGUAAAAAUGUGUAUGUACUAUGCCUCAUAUUCAUAUAUGACUCUUCUUCUCCUAUUGUGUUCUGUAGAAUGGAAAUUUCACCUCCCUAUUUGAAAAUAUUGACUUCAUCUCUGCUUUGUGCUAUGAAUAUGAUCAAUCUCGUUUUUAACAAUCGAUCAUGACAAGAGUUUGUUACGUAUCCAGAAUGCGCAAUUGUUUUUUUUUAAUGAACGACUUCCUCGUAAUAAACCAAGUACUCCAUCGAGACGAACUUGUUAAACCAUUGAUGACUACAUUGGAAAGUGGUACAGAUGACAAUAAUAUCAUUGUUUUUUUUUUAACACAAAGUUGUCCACUUCAAAUUGUUUUCUUGCUGAGGAAACAGAGGCAAGAUCGUUUGUAUCCAAGUUGUCUGCAGCAGGAGAUGAGCUAAGGUUUGUGACCGGUGUCUCAAUUGAUUGAAAAACUACUCCUCCGAUAAUCCGAUUACCUGUCUUUUUGUACCUACAUCUGCCAAUGUACGUACGAGAAAAAUACGAUUCGUAUACGCCAACAGUUAUGGGCUCGAAUCAGCCCAAUUGUCUGGGUGGGUUGUUAUGCCAACGGAUGCAAGAUGGCGGCCCAUACCCUGUAUUUGGCACAUUCAGGCCUACCGUUAACUUGCGUCUCUAGCGGUAGGUCAACGGAUAGUUCUGAAAUGUCUUCAUUAUUAGAGUGCGAUUUUAUGAGUUUGGUUCGGUUAGGACGGUUGCAAGUUGCAACCCUACCUACCUAUAUUAGUAUAGAUCCAACAUAACAGUAACUAGUGAUGGCAAUGGGGAGGGUAACUCGAUACUCAUAUUCGUUUCGUACCGAGCGCGAGUCAGGUAGACUCAUUCUUAUGUAUUAUUUAAAAAAAAAACGUAUAUUUUUGUAGUGAUAGCACAAAAGAAUCUUUAGUUCAUAAAUGAAAGUGAGAGAUAUCAGGUAGCCUAAUUAGGUCCAAUUAGUUGUAAGAUCAAUUUUGCACAUCUAAAGUAUAAUUGGAUGAAAAUUUAAGUUAAAGAUAGUCAAAAAAUGGAAUAAAUAUUGAGUCAAAUCGAGGUAAGACGGGGGAGGAGUAGGCAGAAAGUAGUACCCAUAUCCACACACACUAGUACAAAUCGAAUACUAGAUGUCACAUCGCGAAUCAAGAUAGAUAAUACUCAACGGUGCGAGUUAAAUUGUCAUCACUAACACAAAGAAAUCGCGCGCAACUCGGUGUAGUAAAAAUUCGUACAUGCAAGUGAGCUUCAAAUCAAUUAAUCUAUAAUCUCAGUGGCCCAUAAUCGAACUAAUUCAUGAUCCGACAGCCCAUAUCCCAAUUGAAUCCGCAAGCUCAUCAGGCCCAAACCUGGAAAAAUAUUAACAAAAAAAAAGAAAUUGGCUUGCCCAAUAAGUAAGACGGGUCACUUAAAAAGUCGAAAGCUUGACCUGAAUCAGCGAAAGUUUAAUCUAAUCGAGUACCGGGAAGAAAGUGAAGAACAACGAGCGAAUCGCUGAUAAUGGAAGAAGCACCGAAGACGUUGGCUCACCAAAUCGGAGGGAUCCAGAACGACGCCCUUCGCUUCGGCCUCCAUGGCGUUAAGAGCGACCUCGUCGGAUCUCAUCCUCUCGAUGUUGCCCACCGAUCGACAAUUAAGAAUCAAGAAGACAUGAAGAGAAAGGUCCUUGCAAACACUUACGGAUCUGCCUUUCCUUUGAAGAUGGACCUGGAUAGGCAAAUUCUUACUCGAUUUCAGAGGCCACCUGGACCUAUUCCUUCUUCAAUGCUUGGUUUGGAAGCCAUGAAUGGAAGCUUGGAUGACUUUGGUUUUGAGGAUUAUCUGAAUGAUCCUCGCGAGUCUGAAGUUUAUCGCCCUCAGGACAUGCACCAUGGAAUGGAGGUUCGCCUGGGGAUUUCUAAAGGACCAGUCUGCCCGAGUUUCGUGUAAUUUCAAGCUGUGUUUGACCUUUUGUUAGGCAGUACUGGGAAUGGGGCACGCAAUCGUCGUCGAACAAACAUGAUGAUUCAACCUUUCCUGUACUGUUGGGAUCUGAAUGUUUUAAUAGACCUGGGAGAUGUACAACACUCUUUGCUAGCGUUUAUCAGACUAUUGCAUCAUCAUCUGAAUUCUAAAUGUGGGUUGGUUUAUAUGGCAUGUCUCAUAGAUCCUUUUACGAAUUUGCUUGGCUUGAUUCACGUCGAUCUCGAUUGCUUGCAUUCGCGACCUGAGUGCUGGAUGCAGCAGCUACUACCAGGCGAUCUUGACAUCGAAAGAUAUUGUCUAUGCUCGAUCAAUGCGCAUAGAGACAAGGCGUCUGCAAAUAGUUUUGUUCGUUAUAUAUGAUACUGGAUAUGAUGCAUAUUGCAUAAUCGUUCUUUCAUAGUCGAGAACGUUGCGUAGUGGUGUUCAAACGGUUUGGUUACCGUGGUAACCGUUUUAACCGGUACUAUUUGGAUAAUUGGUUUGGUUUGGUUAAAGUUUUUAGCUUGUUUGGUUUAGGUGUUUGGUUUGGUUUCAGACACUUCUAACCAGUCAAACCAAAUUAAUCAGUUAAGUAAUU